CCGGGACACACCACAGAUAUCCCACCUCUGCCGUGCUGAACCCUAUCGUUAUUUGCAUUUAACUCGCCCGCCUUCACUCUUAUUCCCGCCUCUAGCCACGCCAAAACCUCGCGGCGAGCCUCUGUCGCCGUACACAGCUCGGCUUUUGCCAUGGCAUCUACCCCAGACACCGAGUACGACAACAACACUCCUCUCGAAUCUCCCUCGUCACCUCCUGUAUCCCCUGACCCCAAUGCUGCUGCCUCCCCUGUCGCCUCCCUUGAAUCCCCGCACCAGGCCGUUCGCUCUAUAUCCUCACCGGGAGCAACUGCAGCCAUGACCACUUCUUCGACACCACUGGGCAAUGUCAAUGCCGCGAGGAAUCCACGAGCACAAGCUCCUACGAUAUCGAGUCGAGGUAGCGGUCUCAAUCUCUCGCAGGACAUACUGGCAAGAGUACAAGCCGUGCAUCUUGGGCGGCAAGGUGUACCACUCCCAGGCGGAGGACUAGGACGGCCUCCAAUCAUGUCCCCGCACUCAACAGGGCCAGUGUCUGGUAGGCAAGGUCCCGGGUCUUCUGGGGGGCCGCUGAUGACUGGCCCAGGUGGUGUUCCCUCCAACUUUCGACUUCCUCCCGGAGCAGGGGGGAAACCGAAGAUGACCAACUUCCAGUCAGCUCCCGCCGUUCCCGGGCUCCACCUUGGCGGAGGAGGAAAGCCUUCCCUCGCUGAGAAGCGUGGACUCAAGCUCCCUGGUGGUCUACCAGGCUCAACCCCAUCGAGCAAGAGUCCCGCACCGCCUGCAGGCAGGAAGAAGCCGGGCUUAACGCUGUCGCAAAUGAACGGGGAUCAGACUACGAUGCAAAAUUCUCCUCCCAAACAAGAAACUAUGCUGGAAAAAUACGCAGAGUAUCUUGAUGCCAAAACGGGUAGCUUGCGUUUCAAAGGAAAAGCAGUUCUGAACUCCGAAGGUGUGCAAUUUGCAAGCGGCACAAGCUUCAACAUUUCGCUGGACGAAGUUGAUACUCUGGACGAACUUGGUAAAGGCAACUACGGCACUGUGUUUAAGGUCAGGCAUAGCAGGCCACGUAUGCGAAGACCUGGCUUGGGAUUGGCCGGAAACAAGGUUAUACCAGGUUCUCCAACGCGGAGAGCUUCCGGCGAGGGAGACGAACCGAAUCAAGCGCCUGUAAAACCUGUCGCAGGCACUGGAGUCAUCAUGGCCAUGAAGGAAUUACGUCUUGAACUAGACGAUGCUAAAUUUGCGGCAAUCAUAAUGGAGCUCGACAUCCUGCACCGUUGCAUAUCACCCUACAUCGUAGAUUUCUAUGGUGCCUUCUUCCAAGAAGGGGCUGUUUAUAUUUGCAUGGAGUUCAUGGAUGGAGGCUCAAUAGACAAACUGUACGGUGGCGGCAUUCCAGAGAACGUUCUGCGGAAGAUCACCCUGGCUACGACAAUGGGUCUCAAGUCACUCAAAGAGGAACACAACAUCAUCCACCGAGAUGUAAAGCCCACCAAUAUUCUCAUGAACACGAAGGGUCAAGUCAAAAUUUGCGAUUUCGGAGUUAGCGGUAAUCUCGUGGCAAGUGUUGCCAAGACAAACAUAGGGUGCCAGAGCUACAUGGCACCGGAGCGAAUCUCUUCGGGUGGAAUCGCUCAAGCUGGUGCCAACCCCGGAGGAGGCACGUAUAGUGUCCAGAGUGACAUUUGGAGUCUGGGUCUCACUAUCAUCGAGUGUGCAAUGGGCCGGUAUCCGUACCCUCCUGAAACCUACAACAACAUCUUCAGUCAGCUCAGCGCCAUUGUGGAUGGUGAACCUCCUGACCUUCCCGAAGAAGGGUUUUCAGAGGCAGCGAGGAACUUCGUCCGAGGCUGCUUGAACAAAAUUCCCAACCUUCGGCCAACUUAUGCCAUGCUUCUUCAGCACGCAUGGCUUGCACCCCUUGUCAUGCCGGAGACAAUUCUCGAGGAAGAUGAAGAGGAGGCAGAAGCCGCAGCCGCAAUCGCAACUGUGAGUGAAUCUGAAUCACCUGCAUCGACUGCAUCCAAAGGAUCGCUGGAGUCGGGAGAAGGUGUAGAGGACAAGGAGGUUGCAACUUGGGUAAGAGAUGCCUUAGAGAAACGAAGGAAAGGAACCCUGGCGAGUGCUCAGAAGCCAGCUCUGCACGCAGCGCCUUUGGACGCCAUGCCUAGCCCUGGAGGAGUCAAUGGCCUGAAUUCACCGUCCACUGCAGAGACAACUGUUGAAAGUAGUUGAAGGGUCAUCACUUUCUUGAUCUGUCGUCCAUCCAACUUUCCAAAUCUUUCGCCCGUGCCCUCAAUGCUCUUUCGGCACCUGCUUCUCCACCCGCACUCACUGCUUACCUUGGUCAUGGCAACGCAGUUGACAUCCUUCUGGAUCUCUUAGCC
Molecule: messenger RNA, 2387 nt
Organism: Lindgomyces ingoldianus
Lineage: Eukaryota; Fungi; Ascomycota; Dothideomycetes; Pleosporales; Lindgomycetaceae
Product: kinase-like protein
Exons: 2
Coding region: 151-2235 (694 amino acids)
Biological process (GO): protein phosphorylation; MAPK cascade; cellular hyperosmotic response
Molecular function (GO): ATP binding; MAP kinase kinase activity
Source: RefSeq, a predicted model, not a curated record